This is a messenger RNA of Triticum turgidum subsp. durum (durum wheat), 3318 nucleotides long. NCBI's taxonomy places the organism in Eukaryota, Viridiplantae, Streptophyta, Magnoliopsida, Poales, Poaceae. The record is from the annotation of a GenBank genome assembly.
AUGCACCCGAGGUCGCGCAUUCGCGGACGCGAGCCGCCGGCCCCGCCGCCGCCGUCAUCCGGAGGACGAUACCGCCGACGGUCCCCGCCCCUGCCGCCGCCCUCCCCGCGGCCGCAGCACCACCAGCGCCGGGCCCCGCCGCGGCGCAGCAGCCCCGAACGGCCGCCCCCGCGCCGCCUGCUGGCGUUGGACGAGAAGCCCCUCCCGCCGCCGGCGGCCGCGCUGGUCGUCGCCGCCGAACGGCGCUGGCGCAACGACGUGCUCCUCGAGGCCGGCCGCCUGGCCGCCCACUACCUGGUCGCGCAGGGCGUCCUCCCCGACCACGUUCUCCACGCCCGGGAAGACCCCAGCCCCAAGCACCACCACGUUCUCCACGCCAGGGACGACCCCAAGCAGCACCCCAUCCCCAGCCCCCGCCCCGAGAUCUCCGCCCCCGCCGGCUACACCAGGAAGAGGGAUGACGACGGAGACGACCCCAGAUGGCGGAGGAACGGAGGAGGAGGCGGCGGCGCCGACUGGGGCCGCGACAAGAGGGACGAGGACGACGGCGCCAGGCUAGCCCGGGCCAAGUCGGGCUGGGACCGGAGGACCCAGAGCUUUGACGGAAGACGCAGGUACAACGAGGGCGAUGGCGGACGCGGUGCUGGCGGUGAUGCCGACCGGGGCGUUCGCCGGAGCCACCCGUACGACGAGAAGAGGAGACCCGCCUUGUCACGCUCCUACUCGCAGAACGACCGCCGGGCCUCCAGCGACGACCGCCGGCCGGCCCCCAUCGAUGACCGCCGGCCCUCUGUUGACCGCAGACUGGACCGCAAGCGGAGGAGCAGAAGCAGGAGUAGAAGCCGGAGCCGGAGCCGGAGCAGAACCAGGCCCAGGAGCUCUUACAGCGGCGGCCGGAGGGAUCCAGACUGGCGACCACGCGGUGGUGAUUUCGAUCAGCCACGCAGUGGCGAUCUGGAUCAGAGCAAGGUGCCAGCAGAGCCUGCAACUGUUGCCAGCCGCGACGGUGAUGUGGACGGCGAUGAUGUCGAUAAACUGCCAAUGGAUCCAAAGAUUCCUCGCUCGGAGGUGCUGAUGGUGGAGGCGACUGACGGUGCCGGCCGUGAAGAUGAAGCUGCGGUGGAACCAGAGCAUGAUGGUGCCAGACAUGAAGAUGAAGAGGCAGAGUAUGAGUAUGAGGAGGUUGUGGAAUCAGAUGAUCAUGGUGAAGAUGAUGAUGGUGUCACCUAUGAAUAUGAAGAGAUGGAAACAGAGGACAAUGGUCAGGACGAUGAGGCUGCUGCUGUUGCUGGCUUGAAUGAUGCUGAUGCUGAUGCUGCUGAAAUAAAUGCCAGCCACCAACUGUCCAUGGUGGAUGUUCAUCCAUCACAGCCUGAUGAGGAACCGGGGCACACGCAGCCCCAGCUCAGCGACGUCGAGGAGGACACGGAGGCGGGCGUUGCGCGUGUGGAUGCAUGCCUGAUUGAACCAGUGGCUGACAACAGUGGUUGUUCUGAAGUUAGAGGUGAAACGGAGGCUCCGCAAAGUCAACCUGAAACUGGACUUCAAGUUAGAGGUGAAAUGGAGGCUCUGCAGAGUGAACUUGGAACUGAACUUCAAGUUAGAAAUGAAAUGGAGGUUCUGCAGAGUGAACCUGAAACUGAAAUUCAAGUUGCAGCUGAAAUAGUGGCUCCGCAGAGUGAACUUGAAACUGAACUUCAAGUUGCAAGUGAAAUGGAGGCUCCACAAAGUGAACCUGAAGCUGAACUUCAAGUUGCAAGUGAAAUGGAGGCUCCACAAAGUGAAUCUGAAGCUGAACUUCAAGUUGCCGAUGAAAUGGAGGCUCCACAAAGUGAACCUGAGGCUGAACUUCAAGUUGCCUAUGAAAUGGAGGCUCCACAAAGUGAACCUGAGGCUGAACUUCAAGUAGCAGGUGAAAUGGAGGCUCUGCAUAGUGAACUUGGAAGUGCACUUCAAGUGGUAGGUGAAAUGGAGGCUCCGCAAAGUGAACUUGGAACUGAAUUUCAAGUGGCAGGUGAAAUGGAGGCUCUGCAAAGUGAACCUGAAACUGAACUUGUUGAGGAAACUCCACAAAGGGAAAUUGAGCUUGGAACUGAACUUCAAGUGACAGGUGAAAUGGAGGCUCUGCAAAGUGAACCUGAAACUGAACUUGUCGAGGAAACUCCACAAAUGGAAAUUGAGCUUGGAACUGAACUUCAAGUGGCAGGUGAAAUGCAGGCUCCGCAAACUGAACAUGAAUCUGAACUUGUCGAGGAAACUCCACAAAUUGAAAUUGAAGCUGCUGAUGGUGAUCCUACUAGAGAUGAAGAAGAGCUGCCGGCUUGGUAUCAAAUUUUUGACCUCAAUGUCGACGGAACUCGUGAGAGCUGUGAAGUGACUGAGAUUCCCGGUGAUCCUCCUGAAGAACAUGCUUCUGAUUCUCUGCCUGAUUUAGUUGGUCAGAUGAGUCAGCAAGCAUACUCUGAUCCUCCAGAUACUCAAGUUCAAGAUAAACGUGCAGAUGAAAACCAACAGUUCGAGGAUGAUCAGGUGCUUCUAAAUCAGGGUAUUGUCAUGCAUGAUUUGGAUAAGAACUACCAGAACAGCGAGCAGAUGCUUAUAAAUCAGAUAGCCGAUGAGCAUGGACAGGGUGAUCAACAGCAGGAGGGCGAGCAAAUGCUUUUAAACAAUGAGGAAACAAUGCUAAAGCAAGAUGGGGAGGAGCAGGUGGAGAAUGAGCAAUUCCUACCUGAUCGUGCUGCAGACGUUAAUCACCAGAUAAAGGAGGAACAAAUGCUUCUAGAUCAUGUUACAGUUGUGCAUGACUUGGAUCAUUGUGAUCUGAACGGUGAACAGAUGCUACUAACAGAUGAUUCAGUUAAUAAAUCUGCAGUUGAUGGGGGCCAGUUGAAGGAUGGGCAAAUGGACCGGGCUGCAAAGAGACAAGCUACACUUCGCAGCCUGGACAAUGGCCAAAUGAUGAUUCCUAUAAUUAAUUUGGAUGACGACGACGAUGAUGAUGAUUAUGCAGAGCAGCCUGGUACCAGAGAGUUCUUAGAAACCAAAAGUGAUGCCUUACACGUGGAUAAUUUUCUGCCAGAACGUAUGUGUUCUCAAGACGAGCAAGCCGCAAGCUUUCCUGACCAUCAGACUAACAUCCCAGCAUCUUCUUCAUCGGUUCCACCACAUUCCGGGAAUAGGUGGACUGGGAUGGGAGCUGUCAAUGCACAGGGAAUUCCCAGUGAUGAUGGCGUCCUAUAUGGUGGUGCGUUUGACAAGAUACCAUUAGAAGUGAUCAACGUGUGGGACCUGCCGUCAUCCGAGCUGGGGAAGUCCUGA